This is a messenger RNA of Glarea lozoyensis ATCC 20868, 2127 nucleotides long. RefSeq names its product UDP-Glycosyltransferase/glycogen phosphorylase. The record is from RefSeq and is a predicted model, not a curated record. Gene Ontology annotation, cellular component: cytoplasm. The transcript has 5 exons. Gene Ontology annotation, biological process: glycogen biosynthetic process. Bases 1 to 2127 code for a protein of 708 amino acids. Gene Ontology annotation, molecular function: alpha-1,4-glucan glucosyltransferase (UDP-glucose donor) activity. Lineage: Eukaryota; Fungi; Ascomycota; Leotiomycetes; Helotiales; Helotiaceae.
AUGGCCCAAGAUUUGAGCAUACACAAUCCGAAGAGAGAUAUCCGCGAUCACUACCUUUUUGAGAUCGCAACCGAAGUUGCGAAUCGAGUUGGUGGUAUCUACUCUGUCAUUAAAUCGAAAGCUCCAGUUACAACCGCCGAAUAUGGCGACCGAUACUGCCUUAUUGGCCCCCUUAACAAAGCCUCAGCUGCUGUCGAAGUUGAAGCCCUUACACCUACCAAUCCACACUUAGCUAAGACAAUCGAAUCGAUGGAAGAGAGAGGUAUCAGCAUGGUUUACGGAAGAUGGUUGAUCGAGGGAGCUCCCAGAGUCCUGUUAAUUGAUACAAAAACUGCCUACAGAUUCUUGGAUGAGUGGAAAGCGGAUCUGUGGAAUACAGCAGGAAUUCCUUCGCCUCCAGGAGACGAUGAGACCAAUGAAGCUGUCGUCUUCGGUUACUUGGUUGCGUGGUUCUUGGGAGAGUUCGUCGCACACGAGACAGAGAAGGCCGUCAUUGCGCAUUUCCAUGAAUGGUUAUCUGGUGUAGCCCUUCCUCUAUGCAAAAAGCGAAGAAUCGAUGUCACCACCAUCUUCACCACACACGCAACCCUUCUAGGAAGAUAUCUCUGCGCCGGUUCCGUUGAUUUCUACAAUAACCUACAGUACUUUGAUGUAGAUGCUGAAGCUGGAAAGCGUGGUAUCUACCAUCGUUACUGCAUUGAGCGCGCUUCUGCACACUCCUGCGAUGUUUUCACCACCGUUUCCCACAUUACUGCAUACGAAUCGGAGCAUCUCCUAAAGCGCAAGCCAGACGGUGUUCUUCCUAAUGGUCUCAAUGUUACAAAAUUCUCCGCCAUGCACGAGUUCCAGAAUCUUCACCAGCAAGCGAAAGAGAAGAUCCAUGACUUUGUUCGAGGUCAUUUCUACGGACAUAACGAUUUCGAUCCAGACAAUACCCUCUACUUUUUCACUGCCGGUCGUUACGAGUACAGGAAUAAGGGCGUUGACAUGUUUAUUGAAUCAUUGGCGAGAUUGAACCACAGACUCAAGUCCGCUGGAUCUAAAAUGACUAUUGUCUCAUUCAUCAUUAUGCCUGCGCAAACGCAGUCAUUGACUGUUGAGGCAUUGAAGGGUCAGGCCGUCAUCAAGUCUCUGCGCGACACGGUAGAUGUUAUCGAACGUGGAGUAGGAAAACGAAUUUUCGAGCGUGCGCUGAAAUGGCACGAUGGAGAUGCUAUGCCAGAUGACAAGGAUUUGAUUAGCAGCCAGGACAAAAUUCUCCUCCGCCGAAGACUGUUCGCAAUGAAGAGACAUGGACUUCCUCCAAUUGUUACACACAACAUGGCAAAUGAUGCUGAGGAUCCAAUUCUCAACCAGAUCCGAAGAGUCCAACUUUUCAACCACCCAUCUGACAGAGUCAAGAUUGUCUUCCACCCAGAGUUCUUGAACUCGGCCAACCCAGUUCUGCCAAUGGAUUACGAUGAUUUCGUUCGAGGUACCCAUCUUGGUGUAUUCUCCUCUUACUACGAGCCAUGGGGAUACACACCCGCCGAAUGUACGGUUAUGGGAGUUCCUAGCAUUACCACUAACCUCUCAGGUUUCGGAUGUUACAUGGAAGAAUUGAUUGAGAACUCUACCGACUACGGAAUCUAUAUCGUCGAUCGCCGGAUGAAGGGUGUUGAUGAUUCAGUUAACCAGCUUACUUCUUUCAUGUACGAUUUCGCCAACAAGUCAAGACGUCAACGUAUCAACCAACGUAACCGUACCGAGCGACUGAGCGAUCUUCUCGACUGGAAACGAAUGGGAAUGGAAUACGUCAAGGCGAGACAAUUAGCACUUCGCAGAGCAUACCCAGCAUCGUUCGAGGGCGAGGACGAUGAAGACUACAUUCCAGGUGUUGAGCAGAAGAUUUCAAGACCAUUCUCCGUACCUGGUUCGCCAAGAGAUCGCAGUGGAAUGAUGACUCCUGGUGAUUUCGCUAGUCUACAGGAAGGACGAGAGGGUCUUAGCACCGAGGACUAUGUCGCGUGGAAGCUCCCAGAAGAGGAAGACCCAGAAGAGUAUCCCUUCCCGCUCACCCUUCGAUCAAAAAAGGCGACCGGGCCAACAAGCCCCGCUGAGGCAGUCAUCACGAACGGUACCUCAUAA